Ichthyophthirius multifiliis is the source of this 1145-nucleotide messenger RNA. RefSeq lists its product as hypothetical. The transcript has 2 exons. The record is from RefSeq and is a predicted model, not a curated record. NCBI's taxonomy places the organism in Eukaryota, Ciliophora, Oligohymenophorea, Hymenostomatida.
UAAUUUUGGAAUCAUUUUGGAUUUUUGGGUGGCAAUUCUUAAAAUUUAGACAAACUUUUUAAAGACAAUGAAUUAACAGUAGAGAAAUUUUUAGAUUAAGAAAACAUUGUAUUUGACAUAAAAUAAAAUUCCAAUAAAUUUUACAAUUAGUAAAUAAAACCUUAAUAAUAUAAAAUAAACUCAUAUAAAAUAGUAUAAAAGAAAACAAAGAAUUUUUAAAAUAAUUGAUAAAUUAUGCUAUAUAAAUGCCUGAUAAAACUUCAGAAGAUGAAAAAAUAUUAUAUAAAGUAAAAAAAAAAAAAAAGUACAUUAAAAUUAAAAAUAAAAAAGAUAUCCAUUUGUUUCUAGUGAAAUAUUAGGUGUAUAAAUAAGAACUUUAGAAAAUUUAUAUUUUGAAAUCCAAUAAGAACUUGACGAAUCUUCCGAAAUCGAAAAAGAACCAAAAAAUGAAAACGAAAAUGAAAAUGAAAAUGAAAAUGAAAAUGAAAACGAAAAUGAAAACAAAAAAAAAACACAAGAAAAUAAAGAAAUUGAAGAAAAUAUUUAAAAAACUGAACCAAAAUAUCAGUUAAUUGAAUAAAUAUUCUAAUUUAUUGAAAAUAAAGAAGAUUUAGAUGACACUUUAUCAGGAUAUUUUGGAAAAGUUUUAAAUAAUGUAUUUACACCAAGGGGAAAUUUCUUUAAAUAUAUUUCUUCAAAUAAUAAAACAGAAAUCUUAAAUAAUUUCGUAAAACAUGUUUAAGUUAGAAGUAUUGCAAAUUAAUUAUAGAAAUUACUUUUAAAUGUCGGCAAUGAAAAUAAUAAUAAUAAUAUAGAUGAAUUUUCCAAUUAAAGAUAAUAUUUGUUAGAUUUAUUAAUAACUGAUUUAAAAAUAGGCAAUAAUUUACAAAAAAUAAGCAUUUCUUCUCUACUUAUUGAAGUCUUGAAUAAUAUUCUUGAAGAAAUAAAUUUCUAAAGAACAAGUACUGUACUUUAAACUGUGGAAGGAUAUAUUUUUGAAGGUAAUACAAUAAAGGAUUUGAUAGAAGUUCUUUUAAAUACCCAAGAUGGAUAGGUUUAGAGCAAAGUUUCGACUGUUUUGGGAUUAAUUGUGGUUGUUUAUAAUAAAAAAUAUUAAAAUAAACUAAGUAAAGAAUCAGAAAACU